Molecule: messenger RNA, 3151 nt
Organism: Stegodyphus dumicola
Lineage: Eukaryota; Metazoa; Arthropoda; Arachnida; Araneae; Eresidae
Product: EF-hand domain-containing family member C2-like
Source: RefSeq, a predicted model, not a curated record
GUAAACAGCUUUUCAGGCUCGGUUUCCCGUAGCUGAAAUUCAUUACUAAAAUGUAUCUAUAUUCUGUUCCCAGAUAUCCACUCCUUAAUGAUGUUAGCUUACAGCGUGGAAGAGAUUUUAAGAAAAGCCAAAAACUUUUUGUAUUUAAUGGAAUCCGAAUGGAAAAAAAUGAAGGAUACAAUGAAUCAGUUACAUGUCAAAGUGAGCCAACACAUGAUUGUCUUUUUGGAAAAAAAUUUACAGAAAAUAAACUCUGUUUUGAUGCUUAUUAUAAAGAUAGUACUACUGGUGAAUAUAAAACAUGCAAAGUGCUUUAUUACUUGGAAGAUGGUUCCAUUAAGAUUUAUGAUCCAAAGUUAAAGAAAAUUAAUCAAGACAAGGGUUGCUUGAUUACAAGACAAAAAUUAAAAAAGACAAUUACUAAUGUUUGGAAGAAUGAUACAUUUUAUACAAUUCAAGAUUUUAAUAUUGGAACAUGCCUAGAAAUUUAUGGAAAUAAAUAUACAUUGAUUAAUUGUGACUCCUUCACAAACGAAUUUUUAACAAACACGGGUUUCAAACUGAAAACACCUAUUGCUGAAUUUUCUCAUUUACUGCCUGAGAGUGAGAUACAAAAAGACUUUCGCCGAAGAACAGCUACUCAAAAGGCCUAUAAAUUAGCCCACUUUCUUGAAACCUACCCCAAAAUGCUUCGCUUCUAUGGAAUAUGGGAAGACAACAAAGUUCCAAAGGACAAAAAAUUAUAUAUCAUACUCCUUGUUAGUCUUACUGAUGGUACAUUCAAAAUUAUCGAAGAUCGGGAACUUGAUUCGCGGUCUUAUGACUCUCGUCUUGUCUUAAAACCAUCACUAAUUCCAAAGGUACAUAUAUCUUCUGUAGCGGUCUUCGCAAAGGAUAUUAAUGUUGUCAUGUGUCUGAAUUGGCGAGAAACAAACAGUUACAGAUUCAGAGUAAAACCAGAAGAAUUUUUAACUGAACUAGAUCUUGAUUUAGGCAUGUUUUUCAACAUGUACGGCUACCAACUCUUUUUAUAUGACUGUGAUGCAUAUACAAAGGAAUACUACUACACUCAGCAUAAAAAAAAUUUAAUGCCAGUCCCCAAACCUAUGAUACCAGAAAAGAAAAUACUGUAACAAAUGUCUAUUUGAUAUAUUAUAAGCAACUAUCUGAAGUGAGAAAUGCUGCUUGAUGAAGAUUUGAAAAAAAAUAUUGUUGUGUGAAGAAAGAAUUGCAAUCUGAAGUUUUUUUUUUUUUUUUUUUUUAAACGGUAUAAUGUUUCACUGAUGAAGAAAAAUAUGCACAUUAUUUUAUACAGAAUCAACACUCAUAAUAAUUAUGUGCAUAAUUUUAACAAAAAUAGUACCAAAUCUGAAAUUGGAACAUCUAAUAUUUGGACUACCAGCAUUUGUUUUUAAACCAAGUAUAGGAAUGAAGAAUAUCACACUAAAAAAUAAAGAAGUAGGUAUGGGCAUAAAAAUGACUUUUCUUUUAUAUCUGAGAUUCCCGUAUGUCUCUUGCAAACACCUGCUAACUAGGGAAUCAGAGUAUGGCCAAUCACAAUACAUUGAUUGAUGUUAGCCACAACCAUGCUUUCAGGGCUUGAGGAAAUUGUGGAGAGGGGAUUAAAUUUUCCUAUCUGACCUAAAGAAUACGUAAAGGCCUAUGAUAUAUUUAUUUGGAAUUGGACAUUGCUCAUACAAGUUUUCUUUUGUUGACCUAACAACAGGGAAGGCAAAAAGAAUUAGAUUCCGAAGAAAUUUUCUGUUAACAUAGCAAUUAUAAUUAUUUACUAGUUUUCUUUUGUUGGCAUAGUAGCUGAGAAGAGAGAAAAAUUAUGUUCUGAAGAACUUAAGUUCAGUUAAUAUAGCUAACUGCACUCUUCCUUAACUUUUUCAUUUGAUCCAGCUUAUUAUUUUUUUGUUUUUACAGCUAUCUUACAGUUUUUCCAGCUAUCUUAAUGAAAAAUUCAAACUUUAAUUUUGAUAUGUCAAGAACAGUUUUCAGUUUUGGAGCUGUAACAGGAUCUGCAAAGCAAAAGCAUAUUUAGUACUUGUUUUCCAUAGUGUCCUUGGCAAGGAAAAAGGUACUCUUCUGUUAUCAGGACCAAAGUCGGAAAUGUAUGUAUGGAUGGAUUGAUGUGUUCCUGUAUGUGUGUAAUAUAUGUACGUAUGUAUGUAUGUGUUUAUAAACACAACUGUAUGCAUAUGCAUACAUAUAUGUACGGAUGGAUGUAUUCAUGCUUGUGUGUAUAUAUGUACAUAUGUAUGUGUGUGUAUAAAUACACACAUGCAAUCCAAAUGCACACAUACAAAUCUGCAUGCAUACAUACAUUUCUGAAUCUAGUCCCAAUAACAGAAGAGUACCAGAAUAAAUAUUAUUCGGACAAUUUUGGGCUUAAGAAAGUGCAUUUUCAAAACUAUACAAAACAGAAAUCUAUACAAAACAGAAAUCUUCUUUUAUAGUUUGAAUGCUAUAGAAGGCAAAAUUUUCCAGUUGAAGAAAUAGUGAGAAAAGUCAAUAAAUAUAGAUGAUGUUACAAAUGAUUUUCAUUACGAUGACAAUGCUGCAAUCAGCAAUUAACUAAUGAAUGGCAAAAUCUGCAGUACUGUUUAAAAUCCAGAAAAUAUCACUAUUGAUAGUGAAGAAAGUGAAAAAGAGGUUUUUGAGAACGAAAAGAUUUUGAUUGAGAAUCUAGUCAGAAUUUUAGAUGUCGCAACUACAGGACUUGAAUAACGGAACUUUGCAACUGAAGAAGAAACGAAGCAACUUAAACAACUUAUAUUGAAAGAAAUUAUUAAUAAAGCAAACAAAUAAAUAUCAAGCUUUUUUUAAAUAAAUUUCGAUUCCUUUAAGGUUAUAAAUGCUUUAAUAUUGCAUAAACCACUAUUUUAUGUUUUUAAUUUUAUAAUUUUUACAUGUUGUUUUACUAGAUUUAAACUGAUGACCUAAAAUCUGGAAUUGCCAAAGACCCGAUGAUUAUGGAUCUUGGACGUUGUACUCUACUUGAUUUAAAUAAAUACUAGUUAAUAAUAUUUGCUUAAAUAAAAUUAAUAGUUGUAUUGAAUUUCAGUAUUUUCAUCUUUUCACAUUUUAGAAGUUUUUGAAUGUUUAUGUAAACAUGUGAACUGGCAAUAAAAUGGUUUUACUUCAG